CGGAGUUACUGCUGCAUCUGUGGGUAGAGGUGCGUGGUGUCUGUUUUUUCACCGAAACGGCAAAGUGGGGUGCGUAGAAAAUCGUGGGUUUCCAAGGAAGGGAGGGGGAGAAGAGACUCAAGCCGGUCCUGCAAGUGCUGGGAUACCGGGCGGUGUUUCGCACCCCCUCGGGGCGCUUCCUGAAGAGGCCUGGAGGCUGUCCCGCUGUAAUUGAGCCGUGGAAUUCAAUAGGGGAGCAUUUUAAAGGUCAUCACCUUCUGACUUGGAAAAGAUGGUCAACGUCUUGAAAGGAGUGCUGAUAGAAUGUGACCCAGCCAUGAAGCAGUUCCUGCUGUACUUGGAUGAAUCAAAUGCCCUAGGAAAGAAGUUCAUCAUUCAAGACAUUGAUGACACUCAUGUCUUCGUUAUAGCAGAGUUGGUUAAUGUCCUCCAGGAGCGAGUGGGUGAAUUAAUGGACCAAAAUGCCUUUUCUCUUACUCAGAAGUGAAAAUACUCAAUAUUGACCACUUAGGAAUCAUAAGUAACAAAUGUGAGAGACUGUCACCAUUCAGUGUCCUAUGUGACAGACUAAACUUAGUUGCUUAGAUGCAUGUUACAGGAAAACCUAUGAUGUCAUUUGUUCAGAAAAAAGCCCCUGAACAGAUUUUCCUCUUCUGUUUUUUUUUAGUACGUGUACCCUAGAAUGUAAAAAAAGAAAGAAAGAAAAGUUUUAAUGCUUAUCUGUGAUUUGCCUUUUAUUAUCCUACAUUAAAAUAUUAAUGUAAAUGGUUUUCCUACCUUUUUAAUACGUUAAGAAUAUGAUGG
Messenger RNA from Acinonyx jubatus (cheetah), 804 nucleotides. It is a transcript of the gene GTF2H5, whose product is annotated as general transcription factor IIH subunit 5. Gene Ontology annotation, cellular component: transcription factor TFIIH core complex; transcription factor TFIIH holo complex. Gene Ontology annotation, biological process: transcription by RNA polymerase II; nucleotide-excision repair, preincision complex assembly; nucleotide-excision repair. NCBI's taxonomy places the organism in Eukaryota, Metazoa, Chordata, Mammalia, Carnivora, Felidae. The transcript has 3 exons. The record is from RefSeq and is a predicted model, not a curated record. The coding region runs from base 272 to 487 and encodes 71 amino acids.